Messenger RNA from Chanos chanos (milkfish), 1212 nucleotides. RefSeq names its product 5-hydroxytryptamine (serotonin) receptor 1A a (gene htr1aa). The transcript has a single exon. Lineage: Eukaryota; Metazoa; Chordata; Actinopteri; Gonorynchiformes; Chanidae. The record is from RefSeq and is a predicted model, not a curated record. Gene Ontology annotation, molecular function: G protein-coupled serotonin receptor activity. The coding region runs from base 1 to 1212 and encodes 403 amino acids. Gene Ontology annotation, biological process: positive regulation of MAPK cascade; adenylate cyclase-activating adrenergic receptor signaling pathway; regulation of behavior. Gene Ontology annotation, cellular component: plasma membrane.
AUGGAGGGCACAAAUAAUACCACAGACAUCCUAAACUGGAAUGAAACGGGACCAGGCGAAGUUGCUCUAAGUUACCAGGUCGUCACUUCGUUGUUUCUUGGUGCGCUUAUUUUGUUCGCCAUAUUAGGGAAUGCAUGUGUGAUCGCGGCCAUCGCCUUGGAGAGGUCCCUUCAGAAUGUGGCGAACUAUCUCAUCGGCUCUUUGGCCGUCACGGACCUCAUGGUAUCGGUUCUGGUGCUGCCCAUGGCGGCCCUUUAUCAGGUUUUGAAUAAAUGGACUCUCGGACAGGAGAUCUGCGAUAUCUUUAUCUCUCUAGAUGUGCUGUGCUGCACAUCAUCUAUUCUACACCUGUGCGCAAUUGCCUUGGAUAGGUACUGGGCUAUCACAGAUCCAAUUGACUAUGUGAAUAAGAGGACUCCGAGGCGAGCAGCUGUCUUGAUCAGCCUCACUUGGCUAAUAGGUUUUUCGAUUUCAAUUCCCCCGAUGUUGGGCUGGAGGACUGCAGAAGACCGGGCGAACGAAAAUGCCUGCACAAUAAGUCAAGAUCCCGCGUACACCAUAUACUCCACCUUCGGCGCUUUCUACAUCCCACUUAUUCUUAUGCUGGUACUCUACGGGAGGAUAUUCAAAGCUGCCAGAUUUCGAAUUCGGAAGACCGUCAAGAAAACCGAGAAAGCGAAAAUCUCGGACAAGUGCAUAACUGUGUCGCCGGCUCUUUUCCACAAGAAAGCCAACGGAGAGGCGAAUAAAAACUGGAGGCGAAGUGUGGAGCCGCAGCCGAGCCCAUGCGUAAACGGAGCGGUGAAACAAGCAGACGAUGGCGAGUCGCUGGAGAUUAUAGAAGUUCACAGCCUCUCCAAAAACCACCUCUCGCUCCCUAAUAACCCACAUCCUUUGCCGUGCUUCGAGAACAGGAACGAAAAGAACACGGAAGCAAAGAGGAAAAUGGCUUUGGCGAGAGAGCGCAAAACGGUGAAGACGCUCGGAAUCAUCAUGGGCACAUUUAUUCUCUGCUGGUUACCGUUUUUCAUCGUUGCUCUUGUUUUGCCAUUCUGUAAAAACAGCUGCUACAUGCCGGACUGGCUUCAUGCUGUCAUCAACUGGCUGGGCUAUUCAAACUCUCUGUUGAAUCCAGUCAUAUACGCAUACUUCAACAAAGACUUCCAAAGUGCGUUCAAGAAAAUCGCGAAAUGUAAAUUCUUCAGACAGUAA